CAGGGCAACACUUUGGGUGUGUUCUUGCUCAAUUUUAAUAAAUGCCAUGUCUAAUGUUUGCGUCUGAACUCUAACAGCUCUUCCACAACUUGAUAGCAGACACUAUUUAUAUCUCUCUCCAAUCCAAAAGCUUUGCUUGGUCAGAAAGGACGUUUGGUCCGAGCUGUGUUUGAGUUGUCCGUAUGAGCAAAUGCUCCUGCCUGAAUCUGAUGCAUUCUUUGUUGAUUUCUCACAUGUCUUAUCAGCAUUACAGCGUUGACUUGGAGGCUUUUAUUCGGGCGGCAACAUCAGUUUAAGCCGGAUUUCUUUCCCUCUUUUUCCCCACACAGCCAAUUACGCAACCAUCUGGAAUUUUAUUUUAUUUCUUAAAUCAGUUUAGUGGAUAAUGACCGCCAGGAGGUCCAUGACCCGUUCAUUUUCUGGCAAUGGAAGAACAAGCAGCUUCAGCGAAGAGGAGGGUGGCUCUUCCAAUGGCCGCUCGGAGAGCCGUAACACCUAUCUGUCCAACGUUAGGCCUGAAAACAGGAGCACAUUGUGCAGCGUCAUGGCUCAGCUGACAGAAGACAUACAGCCAUCGUUUGAGACGACCCUAAAAUCAAAGGCUGUUUCAGAAAACUGUAACGUUAAAUUCUCCUGCGUAGUGUCAGGUUACCCUGUUCCAGAGCUGAAAUGGUAUAAAGAUGAUAUGGAAAUGGACCGAUACUGUGGACUCCCUAAGUAUGAAAUUUGUCGUAAAGGAAAGACGCACACGCUUCAUAUUUACAACUGCACAUUGGAUGAUGCAGCCAUUUAUCAGGUCUCAGCGAGUAACUGCAAAGGUAUCGUCUCCUGCUCUGGAGUUUUAGAGGUUGGUACCAUGAAUGAGUACAAGAUCCAUCAGCGUUUCUUUGAAAAACUGAAGCAGAAGGCAGAGAAGAAGAAAAAAGACUUGGAGGUGAAGAUGGACGGUAAAGAAAACAUCCAGAAAGAACAGCGUCGUAGCCCAGAUCAUCCUCAGAGGAAACGUUCAGUUCCACCAACAGCGGUGAAGGCAGAUGUCAACAAGUCUGUGGCUGUUGAACAUCCAGGAGAUUUAGCAGAGCCAAAUGCAGUUAGCUCGGGGUUGACAGAUGAGGUUGACCUGACAUCUGAGAAUAAUUCUUUAGAGAGUGACGCAUCUGCGUCUGAGGAAACCUUGGCUAAAAAGAGACUUAAGAUGUCAAAUGGUGUAGAUGUCGGGGUUAACAGCAGCAGCGGUAACAGCAACCAUCUCAUGGCAAAUGGAGGUGAAAACUGUUACGAUGGAGGAAUCAGUUUAGCCCAUUUUAUGGCAGAAACUCUGCAGUCCCAAGCUACCGAGGAGAAUCAGAUCCCCCCUGAAGAGGAGAAACCUCAAGACAUGGAGACAAAUGUGGGAGAUAUGGAGGAGGUGCAGAACAAGUUAGAAAAACAGUUAGAAAAGGAGUUAGAAAAAGACAAAAUGCAAGAGAGGCAGGUGGAGGUGAAGCAUGGCAAACAGAGUGCAGAAGGCAAGCAUCACAGCAAAGGCCACAAGGAUCACGAUCACCACAACAUUCAGGCUUCUAUCUCCUCCAUGCUGCACACGGUCAAAGACUUCUUCUUUGGUAAAAACAAGAAGGACUCUCACAGUCACUGUGAAAACGAAGAUAUAGAUUUGGACAUGCAGUCACCUGAAUUGGAUUUACCGCCAUCAUUUCAGCUGCGCGUUGAACAUAAUCCAGAGACUCACCAGGAAGUAGUGCCUGAUAAAACUCAAGAGCCCUCAGAAACUAUGGAUACAGAACAAUGUUCAGCACCACCAGAGGACAGCAAUCUGAAGACAGAUUUCCAACCAGAGUAUAAACCGCUUCCCAAGACAGAAGAGGAAUCUAAAUCAAAACAGGACAAUGCUGAAGAGGCCAUGGAUGUCUCCGUGCAGCCAGACUCUGAGGCUGAAGAGAAAAACUCCAUCACAGUCUCAGUUUUCAAAGGGGGCUUGACACAAAAGCCUGAGUCAGAUUUUCCACAAGUUUUACAAGAACCUAAACACCAGGUUGGAGAAGAUGACUCUUCAGCAAAGGAAGAUAAAUCUGUUACAUCACAGAGUCAAGCUCCAUCUGAUGAAGGACGCCCCCUCCCGCCCACCUUUUCCAAACCAAAAUCUUGUUGGAUUUCGCCUCAUGACAUCUCAGGAGCAAAAAGCCAAAACCUUGAAGCAGGACUUGGUGAAACCUUGCAAAAGGAGGCGAUUUGUCCCAGUACGGUCAGCGCAAAGGGUGAUCUCACCACUGAAUCUGGUCACUCCUCCAACAAGGAGGAAGAGAAAGCUGAAGUGAAAUUCAGAAAACAGCUAAUCUCAGAUAUAAACAGAUCUGAAAUUACUAAAAUAUCUUCACCAAAAGGUACAAGAGAGUCGUAUGAAUCUAAACCACCUGAUCAGGUGUUUUCAUCUCCUGCUGCUGUAGAAGCGUGUAGUGCGGAGAAGGGUCCUGUCAAAGAAGAGACCAAAAGUACAUCACUGGUACAGGAAGUGAAUGCAGGAUUUCCUCUCACUGACGCCCCAGGGUGGUUAGACACGGGUGGCCUAAAAAUGCAACGUGAUCACACUUGUGUAGUUGGGGAACUAAGAAAGGUCAAUGACGAGAAAGAAACACAGAGUCCAACUGCAUCUUUUAAAUGCAGUGAAGAAAAAUGCGAGGCAAAGGAGGAAUUGACUUGUGCCCAGAGGAAAGAUUUAGAGAUAAAUAUGUGCAACAGCUUAAUGAUGCAAGACCAAGCAAGUUUAACAGCUGUGAAAAGUUCAGAGAGAAAGGAGAGUUCACAGUUAGAGUGUGAGAAAGAAUGGAAAACUUCAGUGAGUGAAGAUUUGGAUAAAACCAAUACACUUGUAGUAACGCAAAGUCAUGAAAAUGAUACUAAUGGGAAAAGUAAGAUUGAUAAAUGUGGGUCUCAUAUAGGAAAUAUUCCUUUAAUCCAGAUAAGUACUAUAGAUGACAUACCAGAUGUCCAAAAAAUUAUGCCAGAUUUGGGUCCAAGUGAACAUUUUAUAAUCCCAAAAAUUGAAAUAAUGGGGCCAGAGCUUAAGGAAUGCACCUUGCCACUAAGCAUUUUGGCACAAAAUAAGCCAGAAACAUAUAAUUUACAAAAUCAUGAUGCAUUUGAUGAGUCAACGACAGUUAUUAAAAACCAGAGCAUGGCAGAUUUUCCAGGCUUGUUUCCUGUGCCACAAGGAAUGAAGAAUAACAAUGACCUCCCACCCACGGAGCAAGUUAAGGAAGUUGCUCAAGAAGCGUUCGAGCUGCCAAAAGAGCAUGUGAAAAGGGAUCAGCUCCCUGCGACGGAGCAUGCAUCAAUUCCUGUAAUAAGCAUUUCAUGUUCGGAAGACCUGGAGAGCAUUGUGUUUAGUAAAAGCAAUAAUUCAUGUGUGGAGCGUGCUUCUGAAACUCCUAGGGAAUCUUUGUUUGUGGUUCCGCCAAUUUCUGUCACUUGUCCUGAAAGUGAUCCUGAGCCUGAGCUGUCUGCUCCCAGUGAGAGGCUAGAAACAGAAACUUCAGCAAGCACACAAAGGGGAACCAAACAAGGUGUUGAGGCCAACACGAUGGCAAAGUCUGAAAUAACUCUAAGAGGUCAAAACUUUGAGGAAACAUCUGAAAAGACAGCAAAAGAAAACGUCCCACCUGUUCAGAAGGAAGCUGCAACACCAAAGGUUGGUGGGAACGUGCCGACUUUCAGUAAACCUGCAGAGGACAACUCUGCUCCUGAAAUCUCCAGGCCAAAACCAAUUAAAGACGCUAAGAGGGAGAAUCCUUCAUCUGUUGAAGAUUUUCUAAAAAACAGGCCUUCUGUUGAGAGAUUAAGCUCCAAACCCCCAACAUACCCCUCACUGAGUCCAGCCAGUCUCCGCAAGUUUAUGUCCAAAGCAGCUCAAGAUUCAGACGAGAAUGCAGCAAGUGCCCCUGCCAUCUCCGUAGACGAUCGUCAGAGUGACAAGUUGGACGAAGAUCUUAGCGGAGGCUCAACGCCAACGUCAUCCCUCUCCUGUGAAAGCAGCCCCCGGCUCAAACGCAGAGACAGUCUGACACUCAUACGGUCUGCAACGCCUGAGGAGUUGGCCUCUGGAGCUCGGCGGAAAAUCUUUAUCCCUAGGAGCAAGGAAGAUAUAGACGGGGUGGUGAUAGGUGGGCUAGAUGGUAAGAAGGACGUGCCCUAUAUGUCACCAAGCCAGGCUCGCAGAGCAGCACUACUACAGGCUUCCAUAGGACAAAAAACCCCACCACUAGAAAGGCGAUCUCCACUGCUGAGUCGUAGAAAAACCACCUUGGAGGUACCAAAAGUUGGGGAUGAGCCUCCUGCAGGAGAGCCAGACGGUAUCAAGGAAGAGGAGAAGCAAUCUGGAAAAAAGAUAGACCCUCUGAAAGCUCCGCAGGUUAUCCGUAAGAUCCGGGGAGAGCCAUUCCCAGAUGCUUCCGGACACCUGAAGCUAUGGUGCCAGUUCUUCAACGUGCUCAGUGACUCGACCAUUAAGUGGUUUAAAGAUGAGAAGGAAAUACUAGAGGUGAAAAAAAGCGGAGGAGAUGAAAACCAAGUGGCGCUGGCAGUCGUUCUCGCGUCCAGCCAAGACUGUGGUGUUUACGGCUGCAUGAUCAAUAACGAACAUGGAAGUGACACCACUGACUUCUUACUCAGCGAAGACAUUCUGUCUGGCAUAUUAUUGAAAGAUGACUUGGAAGUUGGAGAGGAGAUAGAGAUGACCCCGCUGCUGUUCACCAAAGGCCUGGCUGACAGUGGCACCUGGGGUGAAAAGUACUUUGGUCGCAUUUUCACUGAGAUGUUGCACAUUGGAGAGGGCUGCAAUCACAAAACCAGCAGGGUGAAGGUGAUCUAUGGCCUCGAUCCCAUCUUUGAGUCUGGAAGCACUUGUAUCAUCAAGAUUCACAACCCCAUCGCCUACGGGACCAAACUAGAGAACAACCUUGCAGAGAGAAAUAUGAGUAUUUCAAAACAAGAAUGCAAAAUCCAAAACAUGAUACGAGAAUACUGUAAAAUCUUUGCAGCUGAAGCAAGAGUCAAUGAGAACUUUGGAUUUUCAUUAGAAGUGAUUCCUCAGUAUCUGAUUUACCGGCCUGCAAACUCGGUGCCGUACGCCACGGUGGAGGCUGAUCUUACAGGUGUUUUUGUUAAGUAUUGCUCUGUGGAUCCAAAAGGCAAGCUGACAUCCCAGAACACCUCAGAGCUGGAGCAGAAAUGCAGCACUUUUCAGCACUGGAUCCACCAGUGGACGCACGGCAACCUACUGGUUACUCAUCUAGAGGGUGUUGAAACAAAGAUUGCAAAUGUGAAAGUUGUGACCAAGUCUAAAGGAUACCAAGGACUAACCGAAAGUGGCUCGCCUGAAGUAUUCGAUCAGUUCCUGACGUAUCAUCAGUGUAACUAUUACUGUGGACUUCUUGGCCUGCGCCCACUUAAGACUGCUGAUCUGCAGCCGCCCACCAAGAUAAAGGGCUCAAAAAGCCCCCUGCUCAACCGCAGGAUGAGCUCCAGCAGCCCACAAGCUCAGAGAAAAGGGCACAGCCCUCAGAUGUCUAGAAAGAAUAAUUCUAGUCCAAAGUUAGCCAAAAAAGUUCAAGAGCCAGAGGACAGUAAUGCAGGUGACAAACCUAAGCCUGUAGAAACACUUUCUGUUCCUGAGAUCAGGUAGGAAAUUAAGUUUUUGACUGGUUUCUUCUCAUUUUACAUGAAAAGAUAGCAAAGGGAAAGAAUUUGAGCCAAAGUUGUUGAUCUGACCUGCCAGAACGUUUAGACAGAGUUGUCGCAGCUUUCAAACGGCUGAGUCUUUUAAUGUUUUACCGUGGCCUCAGUGGAAGUAAGAUGAAACGGCCCAGGACUCUUGAGUCUUAUGGGCUUCAUGAGAGGACAAAAUAAAUCGAAAGACAGAUGUCAACUGACAUAAUCACAAAAGCUGAUCUAUACCUGACCGCAGCAACAGAAUGUUUGUUUUAUUAGCAUUUUUUGUUUGUUUUAAUCAAAUCAAAUCAAUUUUUAUUUAUAAAGCGCUUUUCAUGCAACUACUGCAACUCAAAGCGUUGUACAAUAUGAAAAACAACCAAACAACAGUCAAUUUCCCACCCCAACCCCACAGAACAACAUUCAACAUCCCUUCUAUAUCUCCCUCCUCCCACCAUCAUUCCUAUCCCAUGCAAAUAAACACACACACACACACACACACACACACACACACACACACACACACACACACACACAAAACACUUAAAAG
Messenger RNA from Nothobranchius furzeri (turquoise killifish), 6253 nucleotides. NCBI's taxonomy places the organism in Eukaryota, Metazoa, Chordata, Actinopteri, Cyprinodontiformes, Nothobranchiidae. The record is from RefSeq and is a predicted model, not a curated record.